Messenger RNA from Galendromus occidentalis (western predatory mite), 1995 nucleotides. RefSeq lists its product as uncharacterized. The coding region runs from base 1 to 1677 and encodes 558 amino acids. The transcript has 5 exons. Gene Ontology annotation, cellular component: signaling receptor complex; plasma membrane. Gene Ontology annotation, molecular function: low-density lipoprotein particle receptor activity; protein binding. NCBI's taxonomy places the organism in Eukaryota, Metazoa, Arthropoda, Arachnida, Mesostigmata, Phytoseiidae. The record is from RefSeq and is a predicted model, not a curated record.
AUGGCCGUCAAGUCGAGCUCGAUGGUUCUAUUCGAUCCCGACAACCAAAGGGAUGCAAACAUGGAUACUCAAUAUAACAGCUCGACUCAGACCAAAGGAUAUCUUCAGAAUUUCUACCACUAUCCCGACAUCGGAACCACCAAGUUACCGCCGCAGGCGAGUGAUCGCUUAUACUCGGUGAUUCCAUGUCACUUAGGGAGUGGGGUCGACCCCUCGCUAACGACGAUGGGCACCCUUGGAAUGCAUCAACCUCACAUCUACCACAGUCUGCGGCGACCCGUUCCUCCUGUACCUCAGAGCAAACGGAAAACCCGGCUAAAACCGAUUCUGAUCGUUGUUUGCGCGAGCUUUUUUGUCAUUUCUGCCAUAUCCAUCGCCCUGGUGGCUUCGUUAUCUGGUAUCGCCCAGAAUCAGGACAAACGGACCAGUUCUCCGGUAGUCAUUCCAACCGGUUCUUCGUCGAGGUUCCACUACCAGCAGCCUCCCCCAGAACUGGAUGACUUCGAGUCAAUGAAUAUUCCUCAUUCGCACAUGCAGCAAACGUGGAACGUCGUGGACGCCAGCUUCCGGCUCGUCAACAAGCGGUUCCAGUCUGAACUGCAGAACCCGAACGGGUUCCCGUUCAAGAGCCUCGCCUCUGAAGUCAAGAGAGCGAUGGACGAAUUGUUUUACUUGGGAAAGCUGUCCGGCGAUUACAAUCACACUCAGGUGCUCAGUUUCAAAGAAGGUCUGCUCGUUCAGACGCGGCUAUUCUUCAAUAGGAAAGUUUCGUUACCGGAGGUGGGGCGUGCGUUCUACGGAGUCCUACGUCAGGACCACGGACACCUGCCCGCCGGCUUCCAAGUCGACAUACGCUCGCUCAAGUUCUCUGGGGUGCGUUCGGUCAACACGGUGAGCAUGACCCCGACGCCCCCAUCCUCGGCUCAAUGGUCGCCCUGGUCUUCCUGGUCGACAUGUACUCGGACGGAUCAGAUCUGCGUCCGUUCCCGAAGGAGAACCUGUCUCGCACAGAGGCAAGGGGAUCUCUGCCUCGGUGGCAAGGAAGUAGAAUUCGAGGAGUGCAAGUGCCCUCCGGAGGCGAGAGUUACCACCGAAGAUCCCCAUCGCAACAGCAGAGCUCCGCCGACGCCGCCUCCUAGCAACAUACCGAAGCCCCAACCUCCAGAAGGUUCAAAUCAGGCGCGAGCUAACGACCCCCCGACAGAAGGUUGCCAUGCAGACGAGUGGAGGUGCGGAAAUAGCCAGUGUAUCCCGAACACGAACCGCUGCGACGGCCACACGAACUGCUACGAUUCUAGCGACGAACGCGACUGUGAAUGCUCUGGCGUCGAGUCCGGGACACACUUCCGCUGUGGGAAUUCCACCUCGUGCUUGCCCAUCGAGAAGCGUUGCGACGGCGUCAUCGAUUGCUGGGACGAAACGGACGAAGAAAACUGUCUGUGUCCUCCCGAUCAGCACCGCUGCGAAAAAGCAGCGACGUGCAUACCGCGCACGUUCUUCUGUGACGGUUUCGUCGACUGCCCUAACGGCGAUACGAGCGACGAGCCUCCGAAUUGUGAUGCCUUCUGUGCCGGGGAUAACUUCAGACAAUGUGCGAACGGUAGAUGCGUUCCAAAGGAGGUCUGGUGCGAUGGCUUCGACUCCUGCGGAGAUGGUUCCGAUGAGAAGGAUUGCUGAAGCUGAACCGGCACUGUGAGAGAAGGGGGAGAUAGUCGCGAUCGUCGUCGGCGAUCGAACAACAAGUCGAUGUACAUACUGUUGUGAUACGGAGACGAGACCAAUGGGCACGCAUUGAGGUGGCAGCGGCAUGGCCUACACAUCCUCAUGAAGACUGAACAUGAAUCCGAUGGAUGAAAAUUCAGAAGAAAAUUCGGAGCGAGGAAUCACCGCACAUUGAAAUCUUGCGCCACGGAAGGAAAUACGGCGCUCGAUAUCAGCGAGGAUGGAUUCCCUCGUUCAUGAAAAUGAUCAGAUUGACUGAGAGACGAACGAUAA